CGGUAGGGAAAUUCCUUGAAUACUUUGCGCGGCCAUCUUUGUUUGAGAGCUUCUUGACCGCAACUGCUCGGAGUGUGGGGGCGAAUAGCAAGCCAAGGGGAGCGUCAACUGUGCACGUACACACAAGGAAGCAACACGAUCUACCUUAGAAGAGGAUUAUAAGUCCCGCCUGUGGCACCGAAAGUGACCAAUUCAAGACAUUGUGAUGUAGAAGACCUAGGAUGGCGAACUAGGCCCAUCAAAUUGUUGCUUCCCACUUUCUGUGUGCGCAGUGUGUAGACAAUGCAGGUGCCUUAUUGGAAAGAUCCACCGCCAUAUCCAGGACACUUGAGAAACUAUACACAGCCUGGUUACAGGCAAAGUUACUCUGGCUCUGAGGCCAGCACAGAUAUUUCUUUAUCCUCCAACGAGAAUCUCAGCACCUCGGCUCGUCAGGACCCCCAGGGGGAAGAAAACCAGGGGGGUUUGGCCCCCGGGCACUAUGACCCCGGGGACACCCUGGCUGAUGACAGUAUCCUAGCGCGGCUAGGUAUGCCCCCCUCUGUCGAGGUGAAAUCUACACGUGCUGGAACGUUUUACAUCACUGGGAGACCCCAGGGUGCGGCUAACACACCUGAGGACCUGCCCAUAGACUGUCAACAAAUUCAACCUUUACAAGGUCAAGGUCACUGGAAUGCAAUGGCAGCCAAUCAGAGGCUGACAAACUUGAUCCAAUCAAAAGACAACGACAGCGGAGGCAAGGGGAGCCCCGCCCCCACACGUUUGAGCUCAAGGGAGCAGCUAGGGGGUUACGUCAACGACCCCAAGACUUUAGGGAGCUGCUUACCCCCUCCCCCAAGAUAUCCCGGCCCUGCUGGGGGACACAGGGCAACAACCCCCCAGAAUCUGUACCCCCCUGCGCCUGAGAGCAGGCUCUCCCAGGAGAUGCUGGACCGAGCAGGCUUGUCCAGGUCGCAGCAGGAUAUUACAACGCAGUACUCCGACAUGAAGAGGAGGGUCGCGGAGGGCAUAGAGGUCAGAGGUCAAGGUCAAGGUGCUUAUCAACAACAAGGCUGCAGACAGGAGCCUGACCAUGCUGCUAUAGCAGAGAGAGCUUCCCAGCUGGUGGAACUCCUUUCUAAUGAGAACAGAAAGCUGAAGGAGGAGCUGGAGGGAUACUACAAGAAAGUCUCCAAGUUACAGAAGUUUGAGCUUGAAAUCCAGAAGAUCCAGGAGGACCAUGAAGGCCUGGUGAAGUCUUCCCACAAGAGGGAGCAGCUGGAGAAAGCCAUGAGGGUCAGGAUGGAGGGAGAGGUGAAGAAAUUACAGGAGGAUGUCAAAACACUCAGAGGUCACUUACAGCUGGCCCAAGCACAACUGACGACACAUGAGUCUUCACAGAGCGACGCACAGGUCAAACAGGAACUGGAGAGGAAGGAGGCUUCCAUUAAUAAGUUAUUAGAACAGAACAAAGAAAUGACUGCAGCAAAAGAGCGACUAGACAUAGAGCUUGCAGCACAGAGGUCGACAUUACAAGAACAGAGAAAACAUAUAGACAUAUUAGACAAUGCCCUCACCAAUGCACAGGCCAAUGUAGUCAGACUGGAGGAGGAAUUGAAGAAAAAAGAUCUUUACGUGGAAAGAGUCGAGCAGUUGCAGAAGGCCCUAACUUCAUUACAAACAGCUAAUCAGAAAAGAGAACAGAUGGAAAAGAGUCUGAGAGAAAAACUGGAAAACGAAAUCAAGAUGCUGAAAUCUCAAAAGAGAGAGUCAGGAUCUUCAGUUGAAUCUUUUCAUGAAGACACAAUAGCAACACUUACUACAGAUCUGAGAGCAAAGGAAGAGAAAAUAUUAGAUUUAGAAUCUCAACUCUCAAAUUGGGAACAGAAGUACUUGGAAGAGAUAGCCAUGAGAGAGAUUGCCUUGGAUGAGGCAGCUACCCCAAAGGAUGCUCGUAUCGCUGCGCUGGAAACAAACACGUCUGAGAAUGAAAAGCUGUUAGCAGAGGCUCAGGUGGAAAGGUUGAAAAGUAUGGAAGAGCUUUACAAGACUAACAGGCGCUGUGCCGAACUGGAGGCUAGAGUCAAGACUCUGCAAGCACAAGUGGCUGAGAAAGAUGCAAUGGUUCGUGUGUUACAAAAGUCUGCCAGUCGCAGCAGCAGUUACGCCAGUCUAUUUUCCUCUCCCCGCCAUAGUCCCCGCCCCUCUGUCACCUCGCCCACCAAUAGCACGACUAGCAGCCGACAGAAUAGCCAAUUGGACACCAGUAUGCCAUAUUUGUCCCCCAAACAUGCCAAGUCAGCCAGCACAGAUAUUGCCAGUAGCACCAAUGAAAAAGAAUCUACAGGUUUAACAAGACCUUCAUCAACACAGGCAUUAGUCCCAGUGUCUCCUGAAGCUCCACAGGACCAUGUGUCUCAACACUGUUGGCAGGUCUAACUGACAGGAUGUAGCCAGUAGAUUUCAACUGUAUAGACUAGCCAGCAGUUUAUCUGUCUUGACUAGCCAGAAGAGUUCAACUGUGUAGACUAGUCAACAGGCUCAGCUGGAUGAAACACAUUAAAUGUGACACUGGUCCAUACUAAACACCACUGCAGGGUUGACUUUUGAUGUGGAAUACUUGUCUUAAUUUGACUUUUCAUUGAAGGAUUUUGUUUUACAAUUGUCUGGUACAAAUCCAAUUCAGUUUUGUAUCAAUAUCCAUCUAUCAGUAAGGGUUUCAGUCAGUUGCUCUGAGAUUCAGAACAGUUUUUAUUCAGCAAAGGAAUUUUUUCAUAUCAAACUUCAACCCUUGGUGGCAAUAUGGAGCAGGUUUAUCUCAUUGGUGCUUACUUGGUUAUUUCCUAUGCAAUAUUUAUAAUGGGCAUGUGCAAGAGGAAACUGGAAAGUGGCUUUUCUUGAAUGCAGCGACAUCUAUGUAUUUUUGAAAGCAGAGCUUGCAAAUUUUUAUGAUUAUUCUGUAGUUUUUCAUUUUUCAUGAUCCUUUUUGAAAAUGUGCUGGUUCUUCUAGCUGGGUAACUAUUAAUGAAGGAAAUGAAUUUGUGUAAUUUCUGGUAGUGUAAUAACUGGCAAAGCUAGAGAUUAUCAAAAAUAAAGUCCCUUUUCAGUUCAUAUCUGGCAGGAUUAAAGUGGAUUAAGAAAAAGAACUACACUUUUAAGCAUAGUUACUCAAAGAAAAUCAUUUCAUUAGAGCACUUGACUGUGACCGGCAGUGGAGAACAUGAACACUUAUAUUUUUCCACUUUGAUGAACUUGCCAUGGCAUACAAGUGUAUUCUUACAUAGUCUAUAAUGAACAUUGGACUUGAAUGGUAACCAGAACUCUGGAGUGUUCAUGUCUGAGCUGCCUUGUUGCUACUGGAAACUAAGUCCAAGCCUCAGUUUCACAAAAUGACUAAGGUCAGUUCCCUGGUUUAGUUGAGUACGAUUUUCACGAGAGUGCUCUUGAUAGGUAAAAUGUAACCAUGUAACCUUGGUAAUUAAGUUCUUAGCCAAGGAACCUGACUUUUAAGUUUUUUUUAUGAAACUGGGGCCAAGUCAUCUGCAUAACUCACAGCAUAAUCUGAAUAUUGUGUUUCUGAUCCAGUCCUCACUGCUAAUGUUUUGAGUUUCUCAAAUAGUGAAAGUAGAUGUUUGCUAAGACGGAAUACCAAUAGGCCGUGGCGAGACAUACGUGUCUGAUUAUGUGGUGUCAUGUAUAUUUAUACAAGGGGGGGGG
Lingula anatina is the source of this 3696-nucleotide messenger RNA. RefSeq lists its product as uncharacterized. Gene Ontology annotation, cellular component: plasma membrane; bicellular tight junction; cytoplasmic vesicle. The record is from RefSeq and is a predicted model, not a curated record. NCBI's taxonomy places the organism in Eukaryota, Metazoa, Brachiopoda, Lingulata, Lingulida, Lingulidae. Gene Ontology annotation, biological process: regulation of cell migration; actin cytoskeleton organization.